AUAGUUUAGUGAAAAGACAAACUUUGGUCAGUUCAGACGCAUUUUGGAGUCAGAAGAACGCAAGUGAAUAAAAGAAACUAUUUUUCAUAGGAAUAACUUAUCAACAAUUAACGCACAAUGGCCUACAAGUGGGUUCAAUCCUCGGCCUACUCCUCCCUUCCCGAGGAGGCAGUGGUGGGCGGCAACGAUGAGGACGGCGCCAUGAUAUACGUGGGCAGGGCGGAGCACGAGGGCGAUAUGUUGGUCUGCAAGGUGGUGCCGAGCAAGCAACUGGGAUUCAUUUCGCAGCGAGGAGAGGCACUGCCCAAGGACAUCUUCGAGGUGCUGUGCGGUCAGAAUCUGGUGUGGAUCAAGUGCUACGAUCAUGUGAUUCCGGAGAAUGCUGUACUCUGUGGACGCACAUCGCUGGAUCAGCCGGUUUACAUUGGUCGUGGUCAUUAUGAGGGUCAUCUGAUUAUCGGCAAAAUCUCCUCUGUCCAUCGAGCUUUGUUCAUCGCUUUUCGCGGUGCCGAACGUCGUCUGGAUUCCUAUGAGAUUUUGGUGGAGGAGCGCAGAGUGGUUCCUGGCUGGCAGCUGCCGCCACCACCUCCUCCACUAGAGGAGCCGGAAAAGUGUCCACUAUCGCCGCCGCCACCACCUUCUCCACCGGCAAUGGCGCCGCCACUGCCGGCCAAACCAUAUCCAUAUCCGGAUUUGGCUGCGAUGCCAUUUCCUGACAGGCCUCCGGCCUACACACCCACUCCGGAUCCCAUGCCACCCGUUGGAGGUGUGAUGGUGAUGCCGAGUCCAACCCCACCACCGCCGGCGGGAGGAGUGCUGGUCAUGCCACGACCACCACCACCACCACCGCCUGCAGGUGGUGUGUUGGUCAUGCCACCUCCUCCUCCAUCGUUCACUCCAGCUGAGGUGGCGCCACCGCCAUCAUUUGUUCCCGCAGAGGUGACCGCAGUAUCCGUUCCCGUGGCACCAUCGUUUACACCCGCUUCCACCUAUAAUCCCUACGAGGCGGGAUGCUCGUCCUACACUCCGGCCGAGUGUGCUGCUCCUUCGGCAUAUGACGCCUACGGCUAUGGCAACAACUAUGACGUUUGGGUAUCAGCCGAACCGGGCUAUUAUUACUCUCCCGAUGCCGUGAUUGGAGGUCAUGACAGCAACAUGGAGCAAUUGCUGGUUUGCCGGGCCUACUACCGUGGUGUCCAUGUUCCUGGCAAGGCCAUUCCCAGCCAGGGAUGUGGCUACAUAGCCCACGGGGGUCGUGAAAUCAUUGAGCCAUCGUACCAAAUGCUGGUGGGCAAGGGCAAAUACCACUGGGUGCCAUCCUACGGCGGAAACGUUCCACCUGGAGCAGUUGUGGCCGGAACGACACCUGGCGGAGCACCACUCUACAUUGGACGGGGUCACUACUGCGGCAGCUUGACACCCGGUGUAAUUGAGACCUACAACCGAUGCCUCCAGAUCCCAUUCGGUGGCCAAGAGAUCCGUCUGAGCAACUAUGAAGUUCUUGUUAGGAGCGAUAUUUACCACGGACAGCAGGCCAUCCGCCUGGUUUACUGAAGACAUAUUUAAUCUGGAAAAUCCGAGAGCAGCUAGGCCAUGAAAACCCAUAAACAAAUUUUUUGUUCCUAUAAAUUAUUCCAGGCAUAUCUUUGUAUAUUGUGAAAAACUACAUUUUAAUUAUUAAUUACCUAUAUUUAUAUACGCACUCAAUAUUAAAUGCAUCUAAGCCAAAUGCAAAAUGUGAAACUACCUCUACACACAUUAUAUUUAACCGACAUGUUUAUUUACUAGUUAAGAUACUUAUGCACUAAUUAUAUUGACACACUUUUAAAGUUCGUUGUGUAAUAAAUGUUUUAUUUAUUU
Molecule: messenger RNA, 1860 nt
Organism: Drosophila melanogaster (fruit fly)
Lineage: Eukaryota; Metazoa; Arthropoda; Insecta; Diptera; Drosophilidae
Exons: 2
Coding region: 118-1554 (478 amino acids)
Source: RefSeq, marked reviewed